Messenger RNA from Morchella importuna, 564 nucleotides. RefSeq lists its product as uncharacterized. The transcript has 6 exons. Bases 1 to 564 code for a protein of 187 amino acids. NCBI's taxonomy places the organism in Eukaryota, Fungi, Ascomycota, Pezizomycetes, Pezizales, Morchellaceae. The record is from RefSeq and is a predicted model, not a curated record.
AUGACUAACAUCACACAACGCCACGUUUUGGCGCCAGAUUGCCGAACAGGUCCAGCAGACAAAAACAACGAUAAGUGGCGACACCUUGCACCUUCGAGUCAAAUGGCUGACCUAGAGCCCCCGAAUUUCGUUGCGAUGGCAGAAAAUCUGAACCAUCUUUCCCAUCAUGUCAGCAGAAUGCAAAACAUCCCGGCCGUCGACGCAGGAGUGCAUAUUGCCCAAGCGAUUAUGGCGUUGUCUCGCCGUAUGGAAGAUCGUUUCGAUGAAAUCAAUCGUCGUUUCGACGAAACCAACCGUCGUUUCGACGAAACCAACCGUCGUCUUGAUUCUAUGGAAUUCAACUCGAUGGCCCGCCUUGCCAAUUUUUAUGCCACGCAUUCCACAACACCUCUGAGUCCUCUCCGCGACGCCCAAAAUCAAGAUAUUGCGAACUUUCCUUUUAAUGAGGCAGCAAUUGACGCACUCAAUGGGAAUGGGCUCAACGUACUGUUGAACGCAUAUGGCCUACCUGUUACCGGUAAUCUUGCACUACGCAAGCAGCGUUUCAAGGCGUUUAUCGAUUAG